AGCGUUAGGAUAGAAAGCUACCCAGUUGGAAUCCGACUACAGACUAUCAACAAGAGUUGUGUGCCUUGUUAUAGACGCGAAAAUCCCGUGUAUUUUUCAUCUUUGUGCACGAAUGCGGCGUCAGUCUUACUGCUCAAGUUUCAACAGCAGCAAUGUUGGAGGAGAACCUCUUAUCGUUGUAGAAGAAAGCUUACUUGGCGAAGAGGAAUCAGAGCUACAGAGAAAUGAUGUAACUUCUGGAUGUUUAGAUCCUGAUUCACCAUCUCUAAAUCCUUAUCUCUUAUCACCUUGGCGUGAUAGUCGAAAACACUCCUUGCCAACUCCACAAUGUACUUCAGGAAUUACUGCGUCUCAAGUGCGCCGCUUAAGUGAAAGAGAAGGAUCAGGCCCAUCACCAAGAGAAGCAGCAUUUCUUGCCACACUUUCUCAAGCACUAGCUCCUCAACCAGGCGGACGAAGACAUUCCGUUGUAACAAUUUCAAAAGUACCUCACUAUUUAUUCAGCAAUCGUCGAGAUUCUAUUGCAGCUUUAUCAAUGGGAGUAUCCAGAGUAUUUUCUAGUCGACGAGAAUCUAGUACUGGGAUCACGAGACCUUCCAGCAAUAGUGGUAGUGCUCAUAAUCUUCAAUUAGACAUUAUGGAUGAUAUAGCUGAAAUAAAAGCAAGAAAGGUUCGUCUUAAAAUGUAUAAGACAUCUUCAAAGGAACGAGUUUGUGAAGUUCAAUCACUGGAAGGUAGUACUUCAGCACAGCGUUACAUACAACAGCAUCGUAGAUUUUCGGAAUUCACGUUAGACUCAAUUCCUGCAGCGUCAAAUAAUAGAAGAAGAGUUUCGGAAAUGCCAGUAACUCCAAUAUCCAGAAGUAAAUUUUCGCAAAGUGCUGGAAUUAUUUGCUCCAACACAGAUCUCAUUUCUAUUCUCAGUUCAUUAACAUCAUCAGCCACUGAAAUUAAUAGACGCGAUGAAGAAUUUUCUUUGACAGUGGAAAAUAAGUCUAGUAAAAGACCUGUACAAAAUAAAAAAAAUCUUAAAAAUUUUCGUUCUAACAGCUUUGAUAUCUCUAUACUGCAUGAGACAAGAAGUAAAUUAUUAUGUUCUAGUACUGUGAAAUCUGCAAAUUCUGCACCUUCUAACUGGUUUGUUAUGCGUCAUCAACCUAUGUCCAAGAAGGAGAAAAACAAUGAGAGUAUUUCAACAUUAAUCAAUUUUAAAUUUGACAAACUGAAAGUCGUAAAUUUUACCAAAGAAGCCCUUCUAAAAAAUCCUCAAAGUAAGGAAUCAAACUUAAGGCAUAAAGUUAUUUGGGAUGGACUCAGUGGUACCAAAGUCGAUGCGCAGGUUCUCGGCAGUGCAAUAGAAGACUUUUUAACGUCUCAAAGAGAAAGUGAUUCUGAGGGAUCCAGUAAUUCUUGUGGAAAACCAGUUGCAUCGCCAAGAAAGUCAAAAAAUACCUCAGGCAAGAUGGCUGCCUGGUUUUCUUCUGGAAACAAAGAAGAGGAGCAGACUGAAUCUUGCGAACCAUCUUUAUGUUCUUCACUUAAAGAUCUAUUUGUAAAGUAAAAUAUUUUGGUUUUGAUAAUUGUAAUAAUACUUUCGAUAGAUUUUGACAGAAAUGCGUUAAGCAGUUACACACCUCAACGUUAAUAGAUUAAAAAUUUUUUCUUGUUCAUUUCAUCGAAAUUUUAAUUAUAUGAAGUGCAUUGUAUUAAAUAGGAUAUGCUUCGAUGUACAGUCGAACCAGGAUAAGAAACAAUUCCAGGAACCGGCAAUUUUUUCUUGCUUAUACAGUUUUUCACUUUUCCAAUCUCUCACUUCUUCAUGAGCGAUUUCUCUCGCUUAUAGAGUUUUAUUAUUUAAUGUCGUUUUUUUAAUUAACGAGGGCGCCUACAUUUAAAGGUAAAAAAAUGUGUAAAUUUCAGGAAUUUUUUUCUCAACUACAAUAAAAUAAAUCCGAAAAAAAUUUAG
This is a messenger RNA of Leptopilina boulardi, 1966 nucleotides long. RefSeq lists its product as uncharacterized. The record is from RefSeq and is a predicted model, not a curated record. Lineage: Eukaryota; Metazoa; Arthropoda; Insecta; Hymenoptera; Figitidae. The transcript is spliced from 5 exons. Bases 113 to 1561 code for a protein of 482 amino acids.